CAUUAUCUUAUUCUUCUUUAGCCAUUCUUUGGUAGAAAUAUUUGUGUGCUUAUAGCUGUUGUCUUGCUCCAUGACCCAAAUUUUCCUUUAGAUAUUGCUAGUUUAAGUUCAGAAUUCAUUAUUCCUUCAGUGAUUGUAACCUGUCCUGCCCCAGAUGUAGCAAAACAGCUCGUCCAUUUCUAUAUGGUCACCAGGAGAUCUGGGAUAUGGCGCAGUCGCUACUCGCGAGCCCGGAUGACGCUGCUAGCACACUCUCUGAUGUUGCUAAUAUACUUCGCACCAGGAAAAAAUUGAACCUGUUUAUCCUGAAGGCUCCUAUCUGAAAAGAAGAUACAAAGAUGAAUUACUCCUCCCUCUCUAUCACGUCUUCAAAGUGGUUCCUGGUCAUGCAAAGUGAACGAAUGAAUUUCCUGCUCAUCCCUGCUGUUCUCCUCACUACCAUGACUCUGGUGAUAAACCCAUUAAUCCUCUUCUGCAUCUUCUGCAGUCCAUCUCUCCGGCAGGAAACUCGUUACCUCCUCCUGGCCAAUACACUGCUAUCGGACGUCCUCUUCCUCUGUUUCAACCUCGCCAACAUCUCCUGUAAUGCACUGGACAUGGAAAUUCACUACAUAUUCUGUGAGGUUUUAAUGCUUGCCAUUGUGACUACAUACUGCUCCUCUGUGUUAACUGUCACGCUGAUGGUCAUUGACACGUUUUUGGCUGUGCGUUGGCCAUUGCGCUACAAUGAAAUCCUGACCCCAUCACGUGUAAAGAAGAUCGUCGGGGUUGUGUGGGCCUUAGCUGUGACGUAUCCGCUCUCUCUGCUGGUGGUAAUGGCGGUCAGUAAACAGGGCAACCCAGAGAACCUGAAGGUGUGUCUGGUGCUGCUCAUUCUAGGAUUACUGGAAAAAGACAUUGGUGUCAGUCUGCAUAUCUACUUCAGCGUGUGGGUGAUUUUUUGCACUGUGCUGAUCCUCUAUUGUUACGUCCGUCUCUAUAUGGUUACCAGGAGAUCUGGGAUAUGGCGCAGUCGCUACUCGCGAGCCCGGGUGACGCUGCUAGCACACUCUCUGAUGUUGCUAAUAUACUUCGCACCCGGUUUGGUGUUCACAAUGGAGCUUGCACAGUUUCAGCAGUUAUCUAAGCAUCUGCACCUCGCUGUGUGGAUCAAUUCAGUGAAUCUGGCUGUGCUGAUGGUUGUGCCACGUGCUUGUGCUCCAUACCUGUAUGGCUUGCGUUACCGGGAGAUCUAUGAGACAGUUCAGCUGAUGCUGUGCAAAAGACGGCUCAACCAGACCACCAACAGAUCGCCAACACCAACAGAUUCUUAAAGAGCAUAAUUAGACAAAAAAAACUCAACAUGGCAUGAACAUGAAUGGAAUUUAGUGGGUUACAAAACAAUACAGUGGGAUUCUUAUCUCACUAAUUUCUACUGUUGUAUAAAGAAAACUAGCAAAAAAUGAUCAUCUGGCAUUAAAUGAACAUUUAAACGCCAGAUCACAGUAUCUAUGAUUGCUUUGGGCAGCGGUGUCCAGUCUUAUCCGGAAAGGGCCGGUGUGGGUGCAGGUUUUCAUUCCAACCAAACAGAAGCCACACCUGAUUCCACCUGUUUAAUCAUUUGUUCUUGGCUUUUUGUAGACUUUGGUGUGGCUUCUGCUUGGUUGGAAUGAAAACCUGCACCCACACCGGCCCUUUCCGGAUAAGAUUGGACACCGCUGGCUUAGGGUCAUCAUCAUUUGUGAGGAAACUGCCUCGUUAUUUUUACUCUCAUGGUAAAACCUCUCUCCGUUUAUAUUCUUGUUAAGAAAUGCUUCAUUCAAGACUAAAAACAGUUACACACAUUAAAGGUGCUAUUCUAGUCCUUUAAUUCAAAAUCUACUCAUAGUGAACGACUUUCUAACACACUCAGUCCUGUUUCACUUUAUUAUAUACAGUUGUAGAAGAGUAAUGAUUUAUAAAACCCACUGUCAGGUGUCUGGGUGGAUGGUUUCCCUUUUGAUUCUGGUUCCUCUCAAGGUUUCUUCCUCAUGUUGUGUAAAGCUUGCCAUUGUUGCCUUUGGCUUGUUUAUUAGGGUUUGAAAUCUUUAUCUGGAUUUCUGUAAAGCUGCUUUAUGACAAUCUGUUACAAUUGUUAUAAGAAAAAUAAAUAUGCUAGACAAAUUAAAAUUUCAUUUAGGAAAUUAAAAACAGUAUAAGAAUUAUUUCUUCUUCUUUUUUUUUUUUAAUAAACUGAUUAGUUUUGGCUUCAGUGGAGCCACGGGAAAGUCUUUUUUAGCAGGUUAGUUUUAUGUGGUACAGACACAAAAUGCUUCUCUGAGUGUAUCAACAAUAUGCUGCCUAUCAUGAGCAAUAAAAUAAUUAACACACCAUGACUACAAAGCUAAAUAUUGUGCAUCUUGUACAUCUAGCUGUUUAGCCUAGUUGUAUGAUGUAAUGUUUAGUCAGAAUUUCAGCUUUAUUUGCAGGAACAUGAUGCUUUUUUUUUUUUUUUUUUUUUUAACCAAAAAUACUAGGUUUUACUCGUUUCUUUAUUAACAUACAAAGACUAUGUAAUAAAUAUAAU
Messenger RNA from Tachysurus vachellii, 2545 nucleotides. RefSeq names its product probable G-protein coupled receptor 148. Gene Ontology annotation, cellular component: membrane. The coding region runs from base 339 to 1313 and encodes 324 amino acids. NCBI's taxonomy places the organism in Eukaryota, Metazoa, Chordata, Actinopteri, Siluriformes, Bagridae. The record is from RefSeq and is a predicted model, not a curated record. Gene Ontology annotation, molecular function: G protein-coupled receptor activity. The transcript has 2 exons. Gene Ontology annotation, biological process: G protein-coupled receptor signaling pathway.